Ciona intestinalis (vase tunicate) is the source of this 1800-nucleotide messenger RNA. RefSeq names its product protein yippee-like. NCBI's taxonomy places the organism in Eukaryota, Metazoa, Chordata, Ascidiacea, Phlebobranchia, Cionidae. The record is from RefSeq and is a predicted model, not a curated record.
UUUUACAUUUACAGUUAGUUGCUGGGUUAAGCAGAAUAUUCUGCUACUCCUCUAUUGAUGGGUUGCGAUAAUACUGUACAGUAAUAUCUUCUCCUUGACUUGUAUGAUUUUUCUUCAAGUUUCUCUUGAGAUUGUUGAACUCUUGAAAAAAUCGACAGCAAAGACACUAAACAGACUUUAAAGAAAAAAUCCUGACCUCAAAUAUAUUGUAAGUUCAUCGCAAAACUCAAUCGACAAAAUGGUAAAGACAUUUCAACAUUACCUUGGCUCUGAAUGCCAUAGAACUUACAGUUGUGUUCACUGCCGAGCGCACCUUGCAGGUCAUACAGACUUAAUAUCAAAGUCAUUUCAAGGCAGCCAAGGCAGAGCCUAUCUCUUCAAUGAAGUUGUAAACGUGGACAGUGGGAUCCCACAAGAACGACUUCUGCUCACAGGAAUGCACGCAGUGUCUGAUAUUCACUGCAAGUGCUGUAAGACCACACUAGGAUGGAAAUACGAACGGGCAUAUGAAAACAGCCAGAAAUACAAAGAAGGGAAAUUCAUCAUUGAGUUGAUACACAUGAUAAAGGAUAACGGAUGGAGCUAACUUUGCUCGACCCCGGAUAUGAGCUACUUCUUAUUUACCUAAAGCAUCAGACCGACGUUGUUCAUCUACAUGGACGUCCCAAUUCACACGGUUCCCUACAUGUAAGGUCGCAGGACGAUUACCGUUACGAUUUUUAUCGUUUUCAAGCUAAUGUUACUUUACUCCGGGACUGAAACCGCCGGAUAUUCUAUCUUACAUUCCAAUCUUUAUAACACUGGCCACGACAAAUCUUUUAUCUCUCACACACACACACAUAGAUAAACUGCUAUAUUUCAUUCAUUACAAGUAAAACAUAAUUCCACUAUUAUUUUGACACAUACGUAUAAAUAAACGGAUAUUUCAUUUAUAUCAUAACAAGUACAAACUACUCUACGCUUCAUGGGCAUUUCUUCCUUCGUUUCGUUUGUUUGCCUUUGGUUAUCUUUUCCUUUUUGCUUGGUUUGGCCGUAGCCGCUUUUAGUAUUGAUGUAUCAUUCGUCUUUCCUUUCUUUUCACUGUUAACGCUUCAACUUAAAAUUGGGUUCGUGUGUCGCAAUCGGGACCUGUAGAAUCGAAAAAGGAAACUUUUCCAGUAGUUUACUUAUUCUCACGCUUAUUUGUACAUAGCUGUCUUGUUUUUUUGCACGCCAGCGCCCGUCUGUGUGACCCUAGCGUACUGUAAUGGUUUAAAAAACAUAGAUUUAUUUAAAACAGAAGUAAUGAAUAGAAGCGACAUUCUAAUCUUCGUAUCAGCAUUUUCAACUAGAUGGUUUCCUUUCCAAUGGCGCGUAUGUUGUUUUCUGUUUGCACGAACACUGUGUGUAUGUGCGUAUAUAUGUGUGCGUGGUUCUUCUAUAUUGUGCUGUGUUUAUCUAUUGGCAUUUCUUCGUUGUCUUAGUCUGUUUUUCCAUUUCCAACCGGAAGAUGAUUUGCUUCAUAAUUUACCCCGGCGUUUCUACAAGAGUCCCCCCUUAAGCCCGUAUGGCAUGUUCCGUUUAAAGUAACUUCUUUCAUUUAUUCCGCACUUUUCCUUGUCCUCUUGCUGGUUACGAGACGAUGUCUUUUCUACGCUUUUUCUUUCCGCAAUCCGUCGCCUAACGCGCGUUUGCUCACGGACGCAUGGAUGUACAAUACCCCUCGCUUUGUGUUGUAGAACGAGUUUACCAUUUACCAAUUCGCUCUGCACCGUAUAGCCUGUACACGAGUGUUGACCCAAAUAAAUGAAAACCACUCUG